Messenger RNA from Nematocida homosporus, 543 nucleotides. RefSeq lists its product as uncharacterized. The coding region runs from base 1 to 543 and encodes 180 amino acids. NCBI's taxonomy places the organism in Eukaryota, Fungi, Microsporidia. The transcript has a single exon. The record is from RefSeq and is a predicted model, not a curated record.
AUGCUCUACCAACUCUUCUUUCUUCUUACUAGCCUAACUGGCUGGUUAGCCUUCUUCUUCCAACGCGAAAAGACUCUACACGGCCGCAAUUUAGCUAAGCAAGGCAUCCACAAGGACGCCUUCAUCUUUUUCUAUCUCAAUGGCUUACUCUGGGCCUUUUUCUUAGCUCUACGUCAUUCUAUUACAGGAAGUGCUCGCCUCAUGAUCAUUCAUUUACUACGACGAACAUUUGAGUCAGCCCUCUACUCUUACAACUGCAAGAGCAAAAUGUCCCGAAUUCAUUGGAUUGGAGGUCUUCUCUACUAUCCCCUAAUUGUUGCCCGUUCAUUCAACAACGACCAUCCGCUUCCUUCUUUAUUUGUACUAGCCUCACUCGGCCAAGCCAUCUCUCACUACCUUCUCUUCCGCAAAGGUCGGUUCACCUAUUACACCCACUACCUCUGUGAAUCACUCAUCCACUACUCCAUUGUCCAAGACAUCACCCAUGUCACCUGGAUCACUACCUUCUCUCUCAUCAAUGCCAUCAACCGUACCUUCAAAUAA